Messenger RNA from Meleagris gallopavo (turkey), 1585 nucleotides. The record is from RefSeq and is a predicted model, not a curated record. Lineage: Eukaryota; Metazoa; Chordata; Aves; Galliformes; Phasianidae.
AUGGUUGUGCAGAGCUCUGCGGGAUCUUUUUACAACGAUGAUGAUAAUACAGUAUAUUGUGAAAGUGGAGGCUUAGCUGUUGGAACCCUUCUUCUUAUUGAGGAAGAUAAAUAUGGCGUUUACUCCAGUCUGCUGUUGAAAUAUUUUCUCGCAGAGGGAGUUGUCUGUGGACAUGACUUGUUUGUUGCUUCUGCUCAGGACCCUCCAGCCAACAUCUUAAAGGAACUUCCAGCCCCUUUGCUUGAUGAUAACUUCAUAACUGAACGAGUAGAAGCGACAGCUGCCAAGUCUGAAGAUUGUCAGGACUCUAUGCAAAUAGCCUGGCGCUACCAAAAUGCACCAAAAGUGGAGACCAGCCCAACAACAUCUAUAAAGUUUGGACAUUAUUAUGAUGUUUCUCAAAAAAUGUCUCCAGAACUGCUUCAAUCCAUAAAAUGGCACAGUUUUUUCCUUCCUGAUGAAAUGCCUUUAGAGCCUAAACUAAAAAUGUGUAAUAUGAACUGUGGUUAUGCAAGGCUGCUUCAGUCCAUUCAGAGUGUCAUUUACCAGGAGGGAUUUGAUGGCUCUCAUCCCCAGAAAAAACAAAAGAAUAUUUUACGGAUAGGAAUUCAGAGCCUUGGUUCCCUGUUGUGGGAUGAUGACAUUUGUAGCACCAAUACUCCUGAAGAUAUUCAUAGCAUUACAAAAUUUCUGUAUGUUCUACGUGGCCUCCUCCGAAAAUCUUUAUCAGCUUGCAUCAUCACAAUGCCCUCUCACCUUAUUGAGAAUAAAGCAAUUAUGGAACGUGUAACAAACUUGUCAGAUGUGGUAGUUGGUCUUGAAUCAUUUAUUGGCUCUGAGAGAGAAACCAAUCCAUUAUACAAGGAUUACCACGGUUUGCUUCAUGUGCAUCAGAUUCCUCGGCUUAAUAGCUUGAUCUGUGAUGUGUCAGACACGAAGGACCUUGCUUUUAGAUUAAAAAGGAAGCAGUUCACCGUUGAGUGGAGAUGUCUUCACCUCACAGGCUUUGCGUAUGAUGUGCUGUACCUUUCUCAAGUACGCUUCCAAAGUGCAGACCUCUAUGGGAAUCCUAUGCCUCCGUUGCCAUGUUGUUCUUUGCGCCUGCACUUGCCUCCAGACUUGUCAGACACAGUGAGCCGCUCAAGCAAACAGGAUCUGGCAGAAUCCGCCAAACUGCUGAGCUCAGGAUGUGGUGCUAUGGCCAUCGGCAAGAAGCACCUGGACUUCUAGUGAUUUCUACUUAGCAGUUCCACUCAGAUUUGUAUGACACUCUAAUUAUGAGUGUUAAUGACUUAUAUAAAUAUUUUUCUUAAUGAUUUGACCCAGCAGUCUUUAAAAAUACACAUUAUCAUAUGGUGCCUUUUUUCUUUUUUUUUUUUUUUUGUCCUGGUUUCUUUGUGCUAAUUUGGGGCUUGAUUGGAUUUUGCUUUUGGUUAAAGCUUGUGUUAUGUUGGUUCCUGCCAUUGUUCUGCCCUACUGGAAAUGUACAGUGUUUUUAUCCUUUCCUUCCAAUAUGAAAACGAAUAUUGCUCCUCCAUUUCUGUUUUUUUAACAAUAAAAAUAAAGGAUUUUUCUCACGAUGGAA